AUGUUAUUAUUAUUCUAUACAGGUGCAAUAAAUCCCUUAGCGCCCGGCGCUAGACGUAAUUUCCAUCCGGCGCAGGCGCGAUGGGGCACUGUUUCAGACAGACCUCACGCGUUCAGUUUAAGGCCCAACUCCUACAUCUGGAUUGCGUCUUCAGAGCUCUUCGGGGCUGGCAAGACGUUUCCUAGGGAGUUUACGUUAUUUAUCUCUUUGAGGCUAAGGCCCGAGGUAAGUAAUCGCUAUAAGAUUAUAAAUAACUGACUAGCUGUUUUCCCGUAGCCUUAUCUUAUAUCAGCCACAUAUGAUGUAGUUUCCCGUAGAUGAAAGAAUACGCAUUAUUAGAUCAGUGUCUGUGAAAACAACCCGUUCCAAACUACCCUUUGUAGUGGAGGAUACGGCCAAGGCACCCUAUUCUCAUUAAGGUCGAGGCGUAGAACAGGAUCGUUCCUGUCUUUAGAGCUAGCAGGGAGGGGAGCAGCGAGACUGGUCCACGCGGGAGCAGGGUCGUCAAGAUCCAUCUAUCUUGCCGUACCGUUAUAUGACUUCCGCUGGCAUCAUAUUGCCAUCAGGUAACGUUCAUUCAAUAUGCUCGAAACGUCGCGAUCGCAAUCCCUGUCACAUGUCAAAUAGUUGUAUCAUGAAGUUCUUGAAUCUUUCAAAUGUCACAUUGUAAAUAAUUUUGAUAGAUUAGACAAUUAGGCGUCUGGAUCGCGGGUGGUUGGAUAGGCUAUCUCUAAUGAUUCGUUUGGUCUGGAUGCGUCUUUAACUAUUACAAUAAUAAUGUUUUUCAUGUCCAUUCAAACACAAGUCCAACAUAAAACGACACUCAUUAACCAUUGGAUAAACACAAUACGUCGGGGCACUUUUAAUCGGAUGCCAAGCAUUUCUGAAAGUUUCCUGCUCAGUCUCACUUAAUAACUGCAAAAUAAACGGUGUGCUACGUCACACCGUUACACCAAUUUUAGUCAUUAUACUUAAUACUUAAUAAGUUUAUGACCGGGUUUUGUUCACAAGUAGUUUCGAGGAAGUAAGUGAACUUUGAUACAUUUACUGUCAACGGUAUUAGUUUUGCCAUAAUUCAGCAUUUUAUAAACCGUUCGCAGUAAAGUAAUAAUAUUUGCCUUAGCGCUAGUUAUAACGCCUUGAAGUGCCAAAUGGCUAAAAAGGGGGCACUGGGGAAAUACUAGGUGUUGUAUUAUAAUAUAUAAUUAUUUCUUAUUGUACAGUGUCCAUGAUGACAACACGGUAAGGGCAUACGUCGACUGCCGUUGGUUAAGAACGGAUGUCCUAGAAAAAGAUGCCCUGGACACACCGAGGGACGCUGAUCUUAUAAUAGGAUAUCUUUUCUCGGGCGAUCUCGAACAACUCGUGUUAGUACCACGGGCUGGUGAAGCUCAGAAACAAUGCUCUAGUCAAGUAACCGGACUUCUAACACCAUAUGUGACCCUUGACUCUUCAUCUUAA
Diatraea saccharalis (sugarcane borer) is the source of this 1461-nucleotide messenger RNA. NCBI's taxonomy places the organism in Eukaryota, Metazoa, Arthropoda, Insecta, Lepidoptera, Crambidae. The record is from the annotation of a GenBank genome assembly.